AUGUCUACUACAACUCACAGACCGUUCUCCUUGCACCACGGUGACAUUGAAUACACCACCUUAGUUCCCUCGGACUUGUUUUUCAUUUGCUCUCAAGUUAGAGAGCAGUUUGUUAGAAUAUUACCCGACCCAACUGAAGGAUACGCUGGUGAUGAUGAACCUUCGACUCCAGCAGAGUUGUCUGCCAAGUUUCUUGGGUUUCUUUCCACGUUUGUGGACCCGGAAGACAACGACAACCGUUUCAAUAGAUUUCUUAGUAUCAUGUUGCAAGAUUUCAAUAACAGAUUUCUUACCGGUAACACGUCAGAUAUUCAUACAUUUGCCGCCAAUUUAUUGGAACAACCAGAUUUGGAUGCCUUUACUACAACCAAGGCCAGUCAAUUGAUCCAACACUACUACACUGCUUUAGUCAACUCCAAGACUCCAAUCCCCGAAAUCACUCCUGAUUUGUUGACCAAGGAGAACGCCGCUAAGAUUUACGCUAUUUUCGGGGGUCAGGGGAACACCGACGAUUACUUUGAAGAAUUGAGAGAUUUGUACCAAACUUAUCAUUCUUUAAUCAACGACUUUGUGGGUCCAAUUGCCGCCAAAUUACAACAAUUGGUGAAAUCAACUGAAAAUGUCGAUAAAAUUUACACCCAAGGUUUCGAUAUUUUGACUUGGUUAUCUUCUGUCGAAAGAACCCCUGAUCAAGACUAUUUGUUAUCUGUCCCUGUCAGUUGUCCAUUGAUUUGUGUGAUCCAAUUGUGUCAUUAUGCCAUCACUUGUAAAGUCUUGGGUAUCACUCCUGGUCAAUUCAGAUCUCAUUUGGCUGGGUCUACAGGCCAUUCCCAAGGUUUGGUCACAGCAGUGGCUAUUUCAUCUUCUACUUCUUGGGAGUCGUUUUUGGAAAACUCCAUUAAAGCUGUUUCCCUCUUGUUCUUCAUUGGUGCUAGAUCUUUAAUGGUUUAUCCAAGAACUACUUUACCCCCCACCAUGUUACAAGAUUCUUUGGAAAAUGGUGAAGGUAGACCUUCUCCAAUGGUCUCUAUCAGAGAUUUAACCUUGGAAUCCGUUGAAAAGUUUAUUAAUGAAACAAACAAACAUUUACCAAAGGAGAAACACGUGGCUAUCUCUUUGAUUAAUGGUGGUAGAAAUUUGGUUGUUUCCGGUCCUCCAGAAUCAUUAUACGGUUUAAACUUAAGUAUGAGAAAUAAAAAGGCUCCCUCUGGUUUGGAUCAAGCAAGAAUUCCUUAUUCCGAACGGAAAUUGAAGUUUUCCAAUAGAUUCUUGCCAAUUUUUGCUCCCUUCCAUUCCCAUUUAUUGGAACCUGCUACUAAUUUGAUCAUUAAUGAUAUUGCCAAUGCUGGUCUUAAAUUCUCCGCUAAGGAUUUAGGAAUCCCAGUUUUUGAUACUUUUGAUGGUUCAAACUUGCAAGAUUACACUGGACCUGAUUCAAUUGCUGUUAGAAUUACUAAAUGUAUCACUCAAUUUUCAGUCCAUUGGGAAUUGGCCACUAAAUUCCAAGGUUCCCAUAUUUUGGAUUUCGGCCCUGGUGGUGUUUCCGGUUUAGGAGUCUUGACCCAUCGAAACAAAGAAGGUACCGGUGUUAGAAUCAUUUUGGCCGGUACUUUGGAUGUUCAUGGUGCUCAAUCUGAUGAUGAAUAUGGUUUCAAGCAAGAAAUCUUUAACCAAGCUCCUGGUUCCAUUAAAAGAGCUCUGAAUUGGUUGGAAGAAUUCAAACCAACUUUAAUCAAGAACUCUGAAGGUAAAGCUUUUGUUAAUACCAAGUUUUCUCGUUUGUUAGGUAAGGCUCCAUUGAUGGUACCUGGUAUGACACCAACCACUGUUAAUCCUUCAUUUGUUCUGGCCGCCAUUAGAGCUGGUUACCAUAUUGAAUUGGCUGGUGGUGGUUAUUUCCAUGCUCCAGGUAUGGAAGCUGCUUUGAAGUCAAUCUACAAUGAUAACCCUCAUUUCCCUAAGGUUACCCCUGGUGCCGGUGUUGCCAUUAAUUUGAUUUACGUUAACCCAAGAAUGUUACAAUGGGGUAUCCCAUUGAUUAAAGAAUUGAGAGCUAAGGGGUUCCCAAUUCAAUCCAUGUCUAUUGGUGCUGGUGUUCCAUCUUUAGAAGUUGCUUCUGAAUAUAUUGAAGAAUUGGGUUUGACUCAUUUGGGUUUGAAACCUGGUUCUAUCGAUGCUAUUUCCCAAUGUAUCACCAUUGCUAAAGCCCAUCCUGACUUCCCAAUUGUCUUACAAUGGACUGGUGGUAGAGGUGGUGGUCAUCACUCUUUUGAAGAUUUCCAUCAACCAAUUCUUCAAAUGUACUCCAAGAUUAGAAGAUGUUCCAACAUCAUUUUGGUUGCUGGUUCUGGGUUUGGUUCUGACGAAGACACUUAUCCAUAUUUAACUGGUUCAUGGUCUGCCAAGUUCAACUAUCCACCAAUGCCAUUUGACGGUUUCCUUUUGGGUUCCAGAGUCAUGGUUGCCAAAGAAGCCUGUACCUCUUUGGAAGCCAAGAAGGCCAUUGCCAAAUGUUCUGGUGUUGCUGACGACAAAUGGGAACAAACCUACAAGAAGCCUACUGGUGGUAUCAUCACUGUAAGAUCUGAAAUGGGUGAACCCAUUCACAAGAUUGCUACCAGAGGUGUGAUGUUUUGGAAGGAAAUGGAUGAUACCAUUUUUAACUUACCCAAGAACAAGUUAUUGGAAGCCUUGAACAAGAAGAGAGAUUACAUCAUUGAAAGAUUGAACAAGGAUUUCCAAAAGCCUUGGUUUGGUAUGAACUCCAAUGGUGUCUGUGAUUUGGAAGACAUGACUUACCAAGAAGUUGCCAACAGAUUAAUUGAGUUGAUGUACGUUAAGAAGUCUGAAAGAUGGAUUGAUGUUUCCUUGAGAAACUUUUUUGGUGACUACUUGAGAAGAGUUGAAGAAAGAUUCACCUCUAAUGAUGGUCAGAUCUCUUUGAUUCAAUCCUAUAAUCAAUUGCAAGACAAGCCACAACAAUUCACCGACAAGUUUUUUGAAACUUAUGGUGAAGCCAAGAACCAAUUGAUUUCUGAAGAAGAUUGUGAUUUCUUUUUGAUGUGCUGUAGUAGACCAACCCAAAAGCCAGCUCCUUUCGUUCCUGUAUUGGAUGAAAGAUUUGAAGUCUUCUUCAAGAAGGAUUCCUUAUGGCAAUCUGAAGAUUUGGAAGCCGUGAUUGACGAAGACGUUGAAAGAACUUGUAUCUUACACGGUCCUGUGGCUGCCCAAUUCACUUCCAAGGUCAACGAACCAGUCAAGGAUAUCUUGGACAACAUCCACAAUGGUCACAUUGCCAAGUUAAUUGACGAUGUCUAUGGUGGAGACGAAUCUAAGAUUCCUGUUGUUGAGAUCUUUGGUAUCAAGCAAGGUGUUGCCGUUAGUAAGAUGCCAACUGGUGUCACCAAGUCUACUACAGGCACUUCCACUGUGUUCUCCAUUGGUAGUGGUGCCGUUCCAACUGCUUCCGAAUGGAUCAACUUGUUGGCCGGUACCAAGAACAGCUGGUUGAAUUCAUUGUUGUCCGCUGACAGAAUUGUUCAAGGCUACAACUUUGUUGAUAACUCCAUCCUUGAUAUCUUGGCUCCAAGUCAAAACAUUAAGGUUGAAAUUGAAAACUACAAUGCUUCUUCCAGUUCCAAGACCAAGUUGACUCUCUACGAGAAGUUGAGAGGUGACUACAAGACUGCUGUGGAGAUCCAAUUGAAGUCCAAGGAUAUCAUUCAAGUCAACUUGAUUGAACACAGAACUGCCGACGGUAAGCCAUGUGCUUUGGAAUUCCUCUACAGAUAUAACUCUUCCGAUGGGUUUGCUCCUAUCUUGGAAGUAAUGGAAGGUAGAAACGAUAGAAUUAAAGAGUUUUACUGGAAGUUAUGGUUUGGUUCUAACGAAACCGUUGAUUUAUCUAUUGACGUUCAAAAGCCAUUGGAUGGUGAUGAAGUUGUCAUUACCGGUCAAGACAUUGCCGAGUUCACUCAUGCUAUUGGUAACAAGUGUGAGGCCUUUGUUGACAAGCCAGGUAAAAAGGUUUUGGCUCCAAUGGAUUUUGCUAUUGUUGUUGGAUGGAAGGCCAUCAUGAAGGCCAUUUUCCCCAAAUCUGUGGAUGGUGAUUUGUUGAAGUUGGUUCACUUGUCCAACGGAUACAGAAUGAUUCCUGGUGCCGAGCCAUUGAAGAAGGGAGACGUUGUCACCACCAAUGCCGAAGUCAAGUCUGUAUUGAACCAACCAAGUGGUAAGAUGGUUGAAGUUGUGGGUACCAUUUACAGAGAAGGUAAUGCCGUUAUGGAAGUCACUUCCCAAUUCCUUUACCGUGGUGAAUACAAUGAUUUCGAAAACACUUUCCAAAAGGUUACCGAAACUCCUGUUGAACUUGCCAUUACCUCUUCUAAGGAUUUGGCUGUGUUGAAGUCUAAGGAAUGGUUCCAUUUGGAUGAAGACGUUGAAUUGUUGAACAAGACUUUAACUUUCAGAUGUGAAUCUGUUUACACCUUCAAGACUGCUGAAGUCUAUUCAUCUAUUGUCACUACCGGUAAGGUUUUCAUUGAAUUGGAUACCAAGGAAGUGAUCCAAAUCGGUACUGUUGAUUAUGAAGCCGGUAAAUCUUAUGGUAAUCCAGUUACUAACUACUUGACUAGAAAUGGUCAUACCAUUGAACAAGCCGUAAAGUUUGAAAAUGCUAUUCCAUUAUCAUCUGGUGAAGAAUUAUCCUCCAAGGCACCAUCUACCAACGAACCAUAUGCCAGAGUUUCUGGUGAUUACAACCCUAUCCAUGUUAACCGUGUUUUCGCUGCUUAUGCCAAGUUACCCGGUACCAUUACCCAUGGUAUGUUUUCAUCUGCUGCUAUCAGAUCGUUGGUUGAGCAAUGGGCUGCCAACAGUGUUGCUCAAAGAGUUAGAGCCUUCAAGGCCAACUUUGUGGGGAUGGUUUUACCUAACGAUAUCUUACAAACCACCAUGGAACAUGUGGGUAUGGUUAACGGUAGAAAGAUCGUCAAGGUUGAAACCAAGAAUGUUGAAACCGAAGUCACUGUUUUAUCUGGUGAAGCGGAAAUUGAACAGCCUAUCACCACCUAUGUGUUCACUGGUCAAGGUUCUCAAGAACAAGGUAUGGGUAUGGACUUGUACAAUUCUUCUGAAGUUGCCAGACAAGUUUGGGACAAGGCAGACAAGCAUUUCAUUGAAAACUACGGGUUCUCUAUCUUGGACAUUGUUCAAAACAACCAAAAUGAAUUAACCAUUCACUUUGGUGGUGCAAAGGGUAGAAAGAUUAGAGAAAACUAUAUUUCUAUGAUGUUUGAAACUAUUGGUGAAGAUGGAGAAAUUAAUUCUGAAAAGAUUUUCAAGGAUAUUGACCAUACAACCACCUCUUAUACCUUUGUUUCCCCCACCGGGUUACUUUCUGCCACUCAAUUCACCCAACCCGCUUUAACUUUGAUGGAAAAGGCUGCUUACGAAGAUAUCAAGUCCAAGGGGUUGGUUCCCUCCGACAUUAUGUUUGCUGGUCACUCUUUGGGUGAAUAUUCAGCAUUGGCUUCAUUGGCAAAUGUCAUGCCCAUUGAAUCAUUAGUGGAUGUGGUCUUCUACAGAGGUAUGACCAUGCAAGUUGCUGUUCCUCGUGAUGAGUUGGGUAGAUCCAACUAUGGGAUGAUUGCCAUUAAUCCCUCUAGAAUCUCCCCUACUUUUGAUGAUGCUGCCUUGAGAUUUGUGGUGGAAGAAGUGUCUUCCAAGACCCAAUGGUUAUUGGAAAUCGUCAACUAUAACGUGGAAAACCAACAAUAUGUUGCUGCCGGUGACUUGAGAGCCUUGGAUACCGUCACCAACGUGUUGAACGUGAUCAAGUUGAACAAGAUUGAUAUUGUCAAGUUGCAAGCCUCUAUGUCCUUAGAAAAAGUCCAAGAACAUUUGAAGGAGAUUAUCGAUGAGGUUUCUGUUCAAUCCACCUCCAAACCUCAACCCAUUGACUUACAAAGAGGGUUUGCUUGUAUCCCAUUGAAGGGUAUUUCCGUGCCCUUCCAUUCAUCUUAUUUGAUGUCUGGUGUCAAGCCAUUCCAAAGAUUCUUGAACAAGAAGAUCAAGAAGUCAUCCAUUAAGCCCCAAGACUUGAUUGGCAAGUACGUCCCCAACGUCACUGCUAAGCCAUUCCAAAUCACAAAGGAAUACUUUGAAGAAGUUUACCAAUUGACCAAAUCAGAAAAGAUCAAGAAGAUUAUCGACAACUGGGAAACUUAUGAAUCUGCUUAA
This is a messenger RNA of Lizanozyma spartinae, 6240 nucleotides long. It is a transcript of the gene FAS1, whose product is annotated as tetrafunctional fatty acid synthase subunit. The record is from RefSeq and is a predicted model, not a curated record. The transcript has a single exon. Gene Ontology annotation, molecular function: [acyl-carrier-protein] S-acetyltransferase activity; fatty acid synthase activity; enoyl-[acyl-carrier-protein] reductase (NADH) activity. Gene Ontology annotation, biological process: long-chain fatty acid biosynthetic process. Bases 1 to 6240 code for a protein of 2079 amino acids. Gene Ontology annotation, cellular component: fatty acid synthase complex. NCBI's taxonomy places the organism in Eukaryota, Fungi, Ascomycota, Pichiomycetes, Serinales, Debaryomycetaceae.